Molecule: messenger RNA, 1614 nt
Organism: Clarias gariepinus (North African catfish)
Lineage: Eukaryota; Metazoa; Chordata; Actinopteri; Siluriformes; Clariidae
Product: class II histocompatibility antigen, B-L beta chain-like
Exons: 6
Coding region: 36-839 (267 amino acids)
Biological process (GO): positive regulation of T cell activation; immunoglobulin production involved in immunoglobulin-mediated immune response; peptide antigen assembly with MHC class II protein complex
Cellular component (GO): MHC class II protein complex; membrane
Molecular function (GO): MHC class II protein complex binding
Source: RefSeq, a predicted model, not a curated record
CAGUGUGUGUGUGUGUGUGCGUUUAACAGGACAUCAUGCAGCUGUGUGCUCCGUCACUUUUCUGCAUGCUGAUGGGUUUAUUUACCCUUAAAGCAGUAGACUGUUACUAUGGACAAAUGCACAUGCAAUGCUAUUACAACGACAUCAACUUCAGCACCAAGGAAUUCAUUGUCUCUUGGUACUUUAACAAGGCUAAACAUGUGAGAUACAACAGCACGACAAACACAUUCACUGGAUACACAAAGUUCGGAGUUAAUAAGGCUGAGGCACUGAAUAAAGACCCCCAAAACAGUCUCUACGGCUAUUUGAAUACAUUCUGCAAACAGAACAGUGACACAUAUGGUUCUAGCUUUCAGAAGACAGUGAUGCCCGAGGUCAUAGUGAGGUCACUGCGAUCUGAGUCUGGUGACCUGCUGGCCAUGCUGAUGUGCAGUGCUUAUGAUUAUUACCCCAAAGGAGUCAGAGUGUCAUGGCUGAGAGACGGCGAGGUUGUGGGUGAGGGUGUGUCCCACACAGAGGAGCGUUCAGAUGGAGACUGGUACUAUCAGAUCCACACUUAUCUAGAGUACAGACCGAGAUCUGGAGAGAAGAUCUCCUGCGUGGUGGAACACGAGAGCUUAACACAACCUCUCAUAAACACCUGGGAUCCUCCAUUUCCUGUAGAAGAGAGAAACAAGCUGAUUAUCGGCAUUUUUUUCCUGGUAUUCGGAAUCGUUCUGGCGGUCACUGGAUUUUUUUAUUACAUGCUGAGAGCUAAAGGAAACGCAGAGCCACCUGCAGCAUCUAUACGUUUUGUACGCACUCUUUCCGUGGCGAGUUCUGAAGCCUCAAAUCCAUAACAUGCUGGUGUCUUUUUCUCUGGUCAUUUUAUAUAUGUUUAAAAUGACAUAAUAAGUUAUAAUAAUUUAUAUACAGCAUCUCUAUAUCAAAACUUGAUUUCCAUGUAAAAGGGUUAUGUUUCUAACAAUGUUCUUCAUAUACAGUACCAGUCAAAAGGUUGGACACACCUUCUAAUUUAAUGUCUUUUGUUUAAUUAUUUAUUUUUUCACAUUCCAGAAUAAUACUGGAUUUUUUCCAACCUAUAAAAUGUGACAUAUGGCAUUAGAUAAUUAAGUAACGACACCAAUCAACUGUUAUUUUAAGACAUGAACAUCAGCUGUUCUGGAAUCAUUCUUGCCAGAGCAGUAUUGUUAAGUGCAUAUGUGAAACCCAUCAAACACUAUGAUGAAACUGGCUCAUGAAGACCUUCAAGCAAGUCACUGCACCUUCUUCUCCGUAUUGUCCAUUGUCCAUGUAUUUUUCUGCUUUCCUUUUUUCUUUCAUCACUUUGUUUGCUGUUCCUCAUUUUGUAUUUGUAGUAUGAGUGUUUGUUUUGAUUUAAAUGAGUAGAUCUCACAAACUAAUUGAUUAAGAUGGAUAAACCUUUUCAUGUUUUAAAGAAUUUUUUAAAAAAGUUAAAAAAAAAUGUAGGAUAUGUAUAUUAUUUAAGGUAAGGUAUAAGGAUUGCAAUGUUGUACAAAAUAUGAAAAUGCUUCAAAAACUGACACUACUGCAUGUAAAAAUACAAAAUACACUCUGGCGAAUCUCUUCUAUGGGAGGUCCUAAUAGGGUUAA